AUGGACGCCGACGAAAUAUUCGCAGCCAUGGGCAUAACUGGCUUUGGCAAAACCAGCCAGAAGCGCGAGUUGGACCCUCACCGUUUCGACAAGACCAAGCGAGAAAACAAACAAGAAGAGUCGUCAAAGUCGACUAGUCAGAAGGUGCAACAGGCAGUAGCAGGGCCAAGUCGAGCUGGUACGAGCAACCAAACUGAAUCUGGCGACGACGAAGACGAGGUUGGACCCCGACCUCCUCCUAGCAAACAAACCUCUAAACAAGCUUCGCAAGAGGCUUCUGACGAUGAGGAAGAUGAGGAAGCCGACGAAGACGAUUCACCACUCUUCCCGAUAACCCACGAGAUCGUUCUAAAGGACCACACCAAAGUCGUUUCGGCUCUAGCGCUGGACCCUUCUGGCGCUCGUAUUGUGACAGGCGCAUAUGACUAUGACUGUAAAUUGUGGGAUUUCGGCGGUAUGACAGCUGAAUGUAAACCAUUCAAAACCUGGGAGGCCGCUGGGAGUUAUCAGAUAAACGACCUUCAGUUCUCCAAUGACGGAACUAGAUUCCUUGUGAUCCCUGCGACAACCCAACCGAGGUUGUACGACAGGGAUGGCGAUGAGCAAGCUGUUUUUAUUAAGGGUGAUCCAUACCUGCGUGACAUGAAGAACACAUCUGGGCAUGUCGCUGAGGUCAUGUCCUGCGCAUGGCAUCCGAAGGACCCUAAAACUUUCAUCACAUCGUCAGCUGACUCAACUAUUCGGAUAUGGGACGCCGAGAAUAAACGGAAACAGAAGACUGUGAUUGUAGUGAAAUCCAAGGACCGUGGUGGUCGAACUAAGGUCUCUGUGUGUGGAUACUCGCGGGAUGGGACAUACAUUGCUGGAGUGUGCACUGAUGGUGCUAUGCAUCUAUGGGAGUCCAACUCUAAUUUUGCUCGACCUCGAAUGAGCAUCGAAGGGGCUCACACAAAGGGCACUGAAACGGGAUCGAUGUCGUUUUCCAUUGAUGGUCGGACACUGAUGACGAGAGGGGGCCCUGGCGACGAUACCGUGAAGCUUUGGGACAUUCGUGCUUUCAAGAAGCCUUUGGCCGUGCAUAACCAACUUCCCACCCUCUACCCUCGAACCAAUGCCGUAUUCAGUCCUGACGACAAGUAUAUCCUCACUGGCGUAGGACCCCGCGGACAAGGCCAACCCGGUGGAUUACUCUUCCUGAAGAAAGAAAACCUGGAAGUUGUCAAGAAUCUAACGGUGGACUCGACUCCAGUCAGGGUUGCAUGGCAUUCCAAAAUUAAUCAGAUCAUCACUGGCCUCUCGAAUGGAAAGGUGGUUGUGCUGUACUCGCCUGAGACAUCCCUCAAUGGAGCCAAGCUGGUGAUGAGCAAGGGUCCAUCCAGGAAGGCUAAUGUGGAGGACUUGUCUGAUGCGCUGGCCGCGCCCACUAUUCUGACACCACACGCGCUUCCCAUGUUCCGCGACAUGGAUCCUGGGCGAGGAACCAAACGGAAGCGAGAGAAAGACAGGAUGGACCCGAGGAAAAGUAGAAGGCCUGAGCUACCUGUCACUGGGCCUGGGAAGGGAGGCAGAGUGGGCGCCAGCGCGACGCAGCAUAUCGUCCAGCACCUGGUCAGGGAUACGACGCGAGACAUCGAUCCUCGGGAAGCUCUACUCAAGUAUGCGGAAGCUGCAGAGAAAGAUCCCCAAUGGACGGCUGCCUGGAAAGUGAACCAACCGAAGCCAGUGUUUGCAGAGGAGCCUCAGGAGGAGAAGGAGGACGAUAUUCUAUAG
Messenger RNA from Coprinopsis cinerea okayama7#130, 1770 nucleotides. Its product is annotated as transcription factor. Gene Ontology annotation, biological process: regulation of DNA double-strand break processing. NCBI's taxonomy places the organism in Eukaryota, Fungi, Basidiomycota, Agaricomycetes, Agaricales, Psathyrellaceae. Gene Ontology annotation, molecular function: protein binding. The record is from RefSeq and is a predicted model, not a curated record. Gene Ontology annotation, cellular component: nucleus; site of double-strand break. The transcript is spliced from 11 exons. Bases 1 to 1770 code for a protein of 589 amino acids.